AUGAAGCUAUCUCGCUCCCUCCUUGACCUCGCGGCCCUCAGCCUAACCCUGGCAUCAACUGCCUCUGCCGCCCCAUCCACCCCAUCUCCCGACCUCACCCCCGACAACACACCACACUUCCAAAUCGACCUCUCCACUGUCCCAACAGGCCUUUCCGCCCGCGACACCGACACAACCAUCGACCACUCCCUGUCAUCGCACAACUUCUUCGGCAACGAGGAGUGGGCCGUCGCGAUCCGCCCCGGCGUGGGCCCCGUCUGGAUCCACAGUUCGCGCUGGAAGACCCUCCUCGAAGAGCCAGAGAACACCUCCGUGAUCGAAAGCGGUGCUGCAGAUGCAAAUGGCACCUCCACCCUCGAAGCCCGCCAGUGGUACGGAUACGGCUAUGGAUACGGCUACAACUCCUACUACCCUUACUACGGCUACGGCUCUGGCUACCAGUACUACGCCAAGCGGGAUGCAGCUCCAGAUGCAGCCGGAGACGCGCCUGCAGCCGGGACGUUGGCGAAGCGGGAUACCUGUCCCGCGCAGACUGGAUACAACAUCGGGUGCAACAAGGUUACCGACUAUGCCAACUCCGCCUCGUUCUACGGCUACAAUGGGUAUACGAGGAACGGCUGGGCGCCGAAGAUGAAUGUGUACUCGGACACCACCUGCAAUUCGUACCUGACAUCGGUUAUUGGGGAUGCGUCGUGUUUGACUGCUUCUGUGAGGAUUCAGGGCAUUAUCACGUUUAAUCAGCAGUUGUGA
Molecule: messenger RNA, 750 nt
Organism: Aspergillus mulundensis
Lineage: Eukaryota; Fungi; Ascomycota; Eurotiomycetes; Eurotiales; Aspergillaceae
Exons: 2
Coding region: 1-750 (249 amino acids)
Source: RefSeq, a predicted model, not a curated record